Molecule: messenger RNA, 3492 nt
Organism: Ylistrum balloti
Lineage: Eukaryota; Metazoa; Mollusca; Bivalvia; Pectinida; Pectinidae
Exons: 8
Coding region: 1-2769 (922 amino acids)
Source: RefSeq, a predicted model, not a curated record
AUGUUUGUUGUAUAUGACCAUGUAUUUUCAGAAGAGCGUGACUACAACAGAUAUCUGGCUCUUUUUGAUGGAGAAACUGAAAGUUAUCGACACGUACGCGCAGUGUUUUCCGGGAAGGAAAACACGGGAAAGACUACCGUAUGUCGCCGUCUCCAGGGAAAAAAAGUCAAUCUGAAGUUGCGCAAACCAACCGUUGGUGCUGCUUUACAUCCUGUAUGGUUUGGUAUCGACUGGAAAUCAAAAAGCUGGCAGCCUAACAAUCAAUCACCAAGUGAAGUAGUUGUGGCUCGAAUGGGAGCAAUGAUAACUAAUACAACACCUAAUAUGCCGACAGGAAAUCGAGAUAGAGAAUUGGAUAAAUUGUCAGAACCACAAGACACCAAAUCACAGGAUAUGAGUGCUGUCCGAAACAGAGACAAACAAAUUACUGAAGAAGCAAACGCAGUCAGCAGAGCUGUAUAUAUUGUACCAUCUGAUAUGGUGUUCCUUUCCUUAUGGGAUAUGGGUGGACAUGCGUCGUUUCAAGCUUCACACAAUAUCUUUAUUUCCUCUCACGGAGUAUACCUUCUGGUCUUCAGACUAACAGAUUUCAUCAAGGACAAGCUUGAAACUGAUCGGCUUAAAAACUGGGUUCGACUGAUAGGUACAUUUUCCUCGUCUGAAUUGAAUGCUGAGAAGCUUAGCACACAUGCUCCUCCGAUAAUUUUUGUCGGAACCUUUUUGGAUAAAUUGAAAAAGAAGAGAAAGAGAAAGGACUACAAAAAACAAGUUGAUGACAUAAGAUUAAGCGUCUGCAGAUUUCCUGAACUAUCAGCGUUUAAUUUCAUCAAAUUCUGCACACUCGACAAUAGUCUUGGAGCGCAUCAUGAAGAACUUGAAAUUUUGAGAGGCUUUGUGACAGAAGCAGCUGAGCACCAGGAUCAAUGGGGCAGAAAAGUACCAUCUCAGUGGUUAAAGCUCGAGAAGGACUUACUUGAAGCAAGAGAAAAUGGAAAAAGGAUACUCAAACUGUCACAAGUGAUUGAAAUGAACAAAUCCUUUGCUACCACCUCGUUAUCGGAUGAGAACGAGAUCAAACUUGCACUUGAGUACCUACACUGUACAAGGUCCGUGGUUUAUUUCCGGGAAUUUGACCACGUCAUCAUAGACCCCCAGUGGCUUGCCGAUUUCUUCAGUAUCUUCAUUACUGAUGAGCAGUUUCUCCCAAAAGCCGACCUGAAAGUGACUCAAGAUGUGGAGUUGUACAAAACUAAAGGCGAGUUGACUCAGAAGUUGAUCGAGUAUCUACUCAGUCUGGAAAAGAAUAAAGAUUUCCUUCCAUACGUCGAUGUUCUCCUGGCCUUGAUGGAAAAGUUUGGACUGAUAGUGAAAAUACUCGUGUCGAGCCCUGCAACAGACACGCAACACUUCAGUGAAAUGUAUACCAUUCCUUCCAAACUGAUGGAGCUGCAACAAGAAGACAUCAAAGAAAUUAACGAAGAAAUUAAACAACUCCGACAGAAAAAGCGUGCUGUAUCUAGCACUUUGUGCUUCGUAUUCAAAGAUGAAUAUGUACCAGAUGAGUUGUUCCACAGAAUGUUUGCCCAGAUCCUGAGAAAAUACAAAUCAAUAUCGUUGUCAAAGCGUAUGAAGACGGAUAUCAACGAUACCACCAGUCUCUAUAGGGGCUUUGGAUGUUUCGAAGUCGACGAUCUUUGCAGAUUUAUCUUGUCAAUGCAUGCAGUACGGUCGACCAUAGCUGUGACAAUGUUCAGUCAAACAGAAUCUCGGCUUCAGGCUGAUUCCGGACGAGGUCUAAGGAUCUCAAUCGAACAGAUUCUUUGUGACAUACUGUCGAUGAGCAACCAGCGACACUUUUUGUACACGCACCAACUACAUUGCAACUACCACUUGAGUCCAUACGACACGCCAGUAGACUUGCAUGGCGUCAUCCACUCAGAACGGGGCGUGUUCUGUAAAGGCGAAGAAUGUCAGCAGAGGCGACAUCAGAUGUCGAAAAUGGAUGCCGAAUACUGGGGCUUGACAGAGGAUCCGCGACCGAUCCAGAGAAAUGACAACGUGGAAGCAGUUUCUGAAACUAUCUAUGACAGAAGAAUGGUUCGAGUGGACACGAUGGAGAAUAACGAUGAUAUCCCAAACAGAAGGCCCACACCACGGGAACUUGGCCGUCUGUCACGCCUGGUCGACGCUGCUGAAUGCGAUUGUCUGUUUGCUGCCCUUGGUCUACCAUACCCUGAUGUCAAGAAUACUAAAUGGGAGUCACGCAGUGAGGCUGGAAUCACACUGAUCACAAAGAUGUUUCUAAGAUGGACAAUCGCCUACCCAAAUCAGACAUUUCGUGAUAUUAAACAGGCAAUGGAAGCUGCUAACAUGGCAACAGACGGCAUAAGUAGAAUGCUGGUUGAUUUUGUCGACAACCAACAGAUUCGAGAUGUGGUUCCAAUUGAAGUCUGGAGCAGAGCACCAACUGCUGCAGAAAUAGAACAAAUCGUCGACAGGAUAGGUAAUGCAUAUUUCAACCUCUUCUUAGAACUCGGUUUAAUACCAACAAUCAUAGAACAGUAUGACAUUAGUCACAAGGGUGAUUUCAAGACAAGGAUUUGUGCUCUCCUCCGGUAUUGGAUUGAUACGUUCCAGACGGAGGCAACAAUAGGCAGGUUGUUGACAGCGAUGAAAUUUUGCCAUAUGGAAUGGUAUUCAACAUCAAAGAUCGUGUCAACUGCUCAUGAAAUUAGACGAGAACGGAGGUCUAAAUGUACAAUCUUGUAAAAGUAACGCUUACAUCUGUUUAGCUUACGGGUGUAAAAAUGGCGGUUCUUUUAAAGGCAACACAACAGAAAUUCGAUCAAAGCAGAAAAAAAUUAUGUGUCCGCGAAAAGGAAAAACAUCAAGAUACUUUUUGAAGGGACACAUAACGCAGUACUCUACUGCGAUUGGCUGACAAACAAUAAUACGAUAUGUAUUAUUUUAAAGAGCCCGCAAAGAUUUCAUGAGAUCUUCAAUCACUCAACAUCCGCUGCAGUUCAAAAACAUAAAAUUAAAAGCAUUGUGAUAUGCAGGAUAUACUCAAAAAGUUAUAUCGACAUUGAAGUAUUUCCGGGUUUGAAUAAAUGUCUUUUGAAAUUUACAUACACACAAUGUAUUCAAGUGACCACCGGAAAAAUAACAAAAUAUUCAUUAUCAUGUAAAGUUCAUACGAAAUUAUUUUUUAAUUCGUUGUUAUCAACGUACAUUAAUUCUUAUUGUUUCACAAAUUGUACGCCAAUUAUACCAUAAUAGUCAGAAAAUGUCAUAGAUCACUCCCUGGUGUGUUGAAUGUUCGGCUAAACAUUUUCAGUUAUAUCAUAAGAUUUUUACAUGUUAUGUCAUGCAAUUUACAUUAUAUAUACCAGUUGUGUUUAUUUUUUGUUUAAAAGCUAUAAAAAUGAUUUUAUUUUGUAGGUCAUAUUUCAUUAACAAUUUUAAAAGUCGCUUUGAUUCGAUCUAUUAAUC